AGAGACCUCUCAGUCCACAUUCACACAGGACACCGACACUCAGUCUGCACCAGCAGUUUCUGUCCAGCUCGGGUAACAAAACAAGCGGAAUAGAGGGAUAGAUCAUCACAUUAUUCCCCCAGGACGGCCCUCUUUUCCCGCAGAGCUCUCUCAGGAUUGAAGUUGUUCACAGAAGCAGAACCGCAGAUCGUGGAAGAUGGGUUCAGUCCCGGUGAUAUCUGUCCUGCUUUUGGGCAUUGUGGUCCCAUCGCUGGCCGGCUACAUUGAGGCGCUAGCAGCCAAUGCAGGCACAGGGUUUGCCGUUGCAGAGCCACAGGUGGCAAUGUUCUGCGGAAAGCUCAACAUGCAUGUCAACAUUCAGACUGGCCGCUGGGAACCCGACCCAUCUGGAACCAAGAGCUGCGUCGGAACCAAAGAGGGUGUGCUGCAGUACUGCCAGGAGAUGUAUCCCGAGCUCCAAAUCACAAACGUGGUGGAAGCCAACCAGCCAAUUCGAAUUGAGAACUGGUGCAAGAAGGAGAAGAAGGUGUGCAAAGGGCAUGCCCACAUUGUGGUGCCUUACAAAUGCUUAGUGGGCGAGUUUGUGAGUGACGUGCUUCUGGUUCCAGAGAAGUGCAAGUUCUUCCACAAGGAGCGUAUGGACAUGUGCGUCAGCCAUCAGCAGUGGCACGGUGUAGCCAAAGAGGCCUGUGCCAAGAGCUCCAUGAUGCUGCACAGCUACGGCAUGCUGCUGCCCUGUGGCAUUGACAAGUUCCACGGCACCGAGUACGUAUGCUGCCCCUCGUCUCGCAUCGGGGAAUCUGCUCCACCGUCCCUGCCCUCCCAGGAAGACGACGAAGAGGAGGAGGUAGAGGAUGAGGAGAUUGACGAGGCCGACCUGGAUGACGAGGAUGCAGUAGAGGACAGUGAGACAACAGCUGAUGAGGAGCCCACACAGAAGGAGGACCCUAUGGACGAGGACGAAGACGAGGAAGACGAGGAGGAGUACCACUAUGUCUAUGAGGACGAAGAGGCAGAUAAGGAGGACGAGUAUGAGAAGAAAGAGAGCAGCAAAAUGUCAGAGAGCCAAGAUGAGGACAAGACUCUGCAGGAAGUGAAAGCGGUGUGCACCCUGGAGGCUGAGACCGGCCCCUGCCGUGCCUCCAUGCCCCGCUGGCACUUCGACAUGAGCCAAAGGAAGUGUGUUCGCUUCAUAUAUGGGGGCUGUGCCGGCAACCGCAACAAUUUCGACUCAGAGGAGUACUGCAUGGCCGUGUGCAAGCGCCUGACCAUGCCACCGACUCCUCAGCCCACUGAUGAUGUCGACAUCUACUUUGAGACACCAGCCGACGACAAGGAGCACAGUCGCUUCCAGAGGGCCAAGGAGCAGCUGGAGAUCAGGCACCGCAACCGCAUGGAGAGGGUAAGAAAAGAGUGGGAAGAAGCUGAUCGCCAGGCCAAGAACCUGCCCAAGGCUGAGAGGCAGACAUUGAUCCAGCACUUCCAAGCCAUGGUGGAGUCCCUGGAGGAAGAGGCAGCCAGCGAGAAGCAGCAGCUGGUGGAGACUCACCUCGCCCGGGUGGAGGCCAUGCUGAAUGACCGGCGCCGUCUGGCCCUGGAGAACUACCUGGCUGCCCUGCAGGCCGACCCCCCCAGGCCCCACCGCAUCCUGCAAGCCCUGAGAAGGUACGUCCGCGCCGAGAACAAGGACCGCCAGCACACCAUCCGCCACUACCAACACGUCCUGGCUGUGGAUCCUGAGAAGGCUGCUCAGAUGAAGUCGCAGGUGAUGACCCAUCUGCGUGUGAUCGAGGAGAGGAUGAACCAGAGUCUAUCUCUGCUCUACAAAGUACCUUAUGUGGCUGAGGAGAUUCAGGAUGAAAUUGACGAGUUACUCCAGGAGCAGAAAGCUGACAUGGACCAGUUCCUGUCGUCUAUCUCUGAAUCACAGCCAGAUGUCACCGUGUCGUCAGAGGAGAGCGUGGAAGUCCCCGUGUCAGAGGGCAAACCCUACCGGCCCUUCCAGGUCACAUCCUUGGGGUCCCGUUCAGAGCCAGAGGGCUCCGCUAUGUCUGGUUUAGACGGCCUGAUAGGUGCUGAGGAGAGAAUCAUCAACAGCAAACCCAAAAUCAGCGACAGUGUGGUGAUUGAUGAGUCUCUGGAUGUUAAAGAAGUGGUUUACAGUGCAGAGAGAGUCAGCGUUAUGCAUGAUGAUGAGCUGGAGUCCUACCGCCCCCUGGGAGAGGACUUCAGCUUCGGCAGCAGUGCACUGAUUGGCUUGCUGGUGAUCGCGGUGGCCAUAGCAACUGUUAUUGUGAUCAGUCUGGUGCUUUUGAGGAAGAGGCAAUACGGCACCAUCAGUCAUGGCAUCGUGGAGGUUGACCCCAUGCUGACACCAGAGGAACGCCACCUCAGCAAAAUGCAAAACCACGGCUACGAAAACCCCACCUACAAAUACCUGGAGCAGAUGCAGAUCUAACCAGAGCCUACAGAGGGCGCUGUGGUGUCUGACCGAGGACGGCAACCGAGGGGGGAACAUACUACUGACCAAUAACAAAUGCUAUUGUUAAAAUCAUUUGCAUACAUCCAAACUCCAUUUACUGGUUUGUUCAAAACAAUCCUUAAAUAAUGCUACUACUUCUACUACUGCUACUAUUGUACUAUAGAGCUCUUUUUGAUCAUGUUUAUUUGGAGAAGUUGAUGUAUCUGCAAUUUUGCAUUAUGGAAAAUGUGAUUGUGCAGAUUUCUCUGUAAUUAUCAAUACAGCUAUCUCAGAUCAAGGUGUAUAACAUUUCUUCAGACAUUUUCUUUAUUUUUGAAAGUGAAAGGCAAAUCAAGCAAAUUUAAAUGUUUUUUGAGUGGUCAUCAUCAAACUGGCAUACCAGACACCACACUUUAGUUUUCUAUCAUGCAAGUGUCAUUCAUGCAGUUCUGAUGGUUUCCUCAAAAAUAAUUGGUGUUUUAUUUUGUUCUUCUUCCUCAAUAGAUUGCUUGUAUAUGAAGGUUCUUUGUACCAAUUAAAAUGUAUAGUGAAACAACAAAUGAGAAAAAAAAAUGAAAUCAUGAAUUAUUUACUUUCUGUUCUUUGUUAUGAUAACAGACAAAAUAUACAUAUACUGUUCAAAUAUAUAAAAGAAUAGAUGUUUUUAAUUCCGCCUUUUUUCCCCAGGAUAGAGAUUAUGAGUCGGUUUAGGGUUCUUAGGCUAGUGGUCAUGAGUUGUGUUUGCAGGCACACUGUUAGACAGAGUCGGGGACAGUGAAGGUGUGCACAGGCCCCCAGCUCAAACACAUCACACAAAACCUGCUCUGAACCCUUACAAGUGAAUGUGACAAUAUAUCCCCUCCUACACACACAAACACAACCUUUAUCAAUAGGGAAACAGUUUAAAUUGAUGGAUUAAAUAAUACUUAUUGACAUGUGUUACAUAGUUGAAUGUAUCGUGGAAGCUUUUUCCAUUCUAUGUAUCUGACAGGUUCCUAUGUGGCUUUGAUUUACAAUGCAUUAUCACAUAGACUGUGACAGCUGGCGAUGACAAGCUACAAACAAAAUGUUUUGUUUUAUUUAGUAAAUUUUUUCCUGCACAAAUUAUCUAAGAAAAAAAAAAAAAAAAAAACAA
Messenger RNA from Anoplopoma fimbria (sablefish), 3596 nucleotides. RefSeq names its product amyloid beta (A4) precursor-like protein 2 (gene aplp2). The transcript has 17 exons. Gene Ontology annotation, cellular component: membrane. Gene Ontology annotation, biological process: central nervous system development; axonogenesis. The record is from RefSeq and is a predicted model, not a curated record. Gene Ontology annotation, molecular function: transition metal ion binding; heparin binding; serine-type endopeptidase inhibitor activity. Lineage: Eukaryota; Metazoa; Chordata; Actinopteri; Perciformes; Anoplopomatidae. Bases 197 to 2458 code for a protein of 753 amino acids.